AUGGCUAAAAUUUUUGGACGAAUAAUGAGAAUUGCCAAGAAGAAAUUUGGCUUAAGAAAAAAAUCCAAAGUCAUCUCAGUAGAUUGUGGAUCACAAACUAAUACAAUGGCAGAAGAAAUUGUCGCUCCGAUAAAAUCCGUUUCAGAAAUAAAUAUUUUAGAGUCACGGAUUAAGGAAGUAGAAGAUAUAGCAGUUCAGACGUCUCUAUUAACCUCUGACAAACUCACUCAGACAAAUAAUAAACUUAUGUAUAAUGUGUCUGAGACACAAACAGAAAUGUCGUUGUUUAAUUCGUUAAGUUGUGAAACACAAACUGACGUCUCAAUAGAAAAUCUUAUUUUAAAUACAAAAUCUUUGGACGAGCCUCAUAAUUCAAAUUCAAAAUUAAUAAAUUAUAUGCACACUGUUUCUCAGUGUUGCCUUUUAUCUACUAAAAAUGAGCCUCUUUUAAAAGUUAAUGAAUUUAGAGAGCAUGAUUUGCAGUCAUGUACUUCGUUGCCCUUAGAAACAUCUAUAAAAGAAGAUGUGUCGAAUGAUUUGUCAAAUGCUGAAGUGGGCGUUAAUAAAACAUAUUCGAAUGACGGUGUAGAGAACAAGCAGAACAGAACUCAGGUCGACAAUGGACUAAAAAUCUAUACCCUGUUUAAUAUUCCUCAAAUUCAAUUAAGGAAUAAUUAUGUAUAUAACAUGAGAGUGUUGUAUUGUCAAACAGAUUAUAUUUGCAUGACAAAAGUAAAAAAUGAACAAAACAUAAGAUUUAUGGAAAGCAGUAUGAAUUCACAUUACAAACAAACACAAGAUCACAAUUAUAAACCGCAACGUGAUGAACUCUGUGCUGUUAAAUAUAGUGAUGGUAGUUGGUAUAGAGGAAUUUGUAUUGAUAUUGAAAAUAGUGUGGAGGGAAGUAAUUUUUAUAUUAUUAAUUUAAUUGAUUGGGGAGAGUCGGUGUCUGUAACAUCUUCUGAACUGCGAAGAUUAGACAUUUUUUAUAUGAAACACGCACCAUUGGCAGUUAAAUGCAUCAUAUUAGAUUUCAAGUUAUUUAACGCACAUCAAAAAAAUCUGCGUAAACUACAGAAUAAUGAAUAUAAAUGUAAAAUAAAUUUAAGACUUGGCGACCGUAACUUUUUAAUAUCUUCAAAAACAAUUAUGGACAUAUUACGUGAUCGUUAAAAUUAUUGAUAUUUCUUUAUACUUUAUAUUUUUUUUGUCCAGUAUUCAAUUAAUUAACUUAACUUGUGUUUAAAGAAAUUAUUUACUGUUUUCAUUAUAUAAUUAAAAAAUAAUAUUAGCUACUUUGUUU
This is a messenger RNA of Daktulosphaira vitifoliae (grape phylloxera), 1303 nucleotides long. RefSeq lists its product as uncharacterized. The record is from RefSeq and is a predicted model, not a curated record. Bases 1 to 1173 code for a protein of 390 amino acids. The transcript is spliced from 7 exons. NCBI's taxonomy places the organism in Eukaryota, Metazoa, Arthropoda, Insecta, Hemiptera, Phylloxeridae.